Molecule: messenger RNA, 1473 nt
Organism: Alternaria hordeiaustralica
Lineage: Eukaryota; Fungi; Ascomycota; Dothideomycetes; Pleosporales; Pleosporaceae
Exons: 1
Coding region: 1-1473 (490 amino acids)
Cellular component (GO): mitochondrial large ribosomal subunit
Molecular function (GO): structural constituent of ribosome
Source: RefSeq, a predicted model, not a curated record
AUGCACGCCCGAACUCAAUUAAUAUCUGGGCGCACCGCAGCCCAGGGAUUGGCCCUUCGCCCGGCCCAGUCAACCUGCCGAACGUACGCGACGACGGCGCCCACGCCCGCAGUGAAGAACCCACUACAGCGACGACGCGGCGGUGAUCUCGGCUCCCAUCUUCCCAUGAACAUCAUCCCGAAAGAUGCAUACAUCCCCCCAUACCCCUAUGGCGCCCAUCAGCUGUUCAAGCAGGCCAACAAGGGUCUAUACGGCGACCAGAUGAUACGCUUUGGCAACAAUGUCUCCAAAGACACCGAAACGAAGACACGGCGCAACUGGAAGCCCAAUGUGCUCUCCAAAAGCCUAUACUCGGUCGCACUGAAGAAGAAGAUAAAGCUGCGCAUCACCGCCAAGGUUCUCAAGACCAUGGACCGUGAGGGCGGGCUGGAUGAGUACCUGCUCAAGGACAAUGUAGCACGCAUCAAAGAGCUCGGACCUAUGGGAUGGGCGCUACGAUGGACAUUGAUGCAGAAGCCGGAAGUCAUCGAUCGGUUACGGGCAGAAGCUGCGGCUCUUGGCAUAGACCAGGCCACAAUCGACAAGCAAUGGCCCACACCCCAGAUGAUCGCCGAGAACAAAGCUGCCCACGGUACGCUCUCCGAAAACAUGCCCGACGGCGCACUCGAGAGCCUAGAGUUCACGGAGACGGAGGACCAAGAGAUGUGGUCCGGAGAGGAAGUCAAAGACAUAGCCGACCCAAAGAAAAAAGGCCCAAGAGCGUACAAAGUGCGAGCCGAUGCCGCUCUCGAGUACACCAAAGCAGUCAAGGCCGCAGAGCGUUACGUAUCCCGCGACGCCGUUGACAGCAUAGAAGAGGGCCUCAAACUAGCCUUUAUCCGAGCCAAAGAGCGCGAAGCAGAGAGACUCAGAAAGAAACAGCUAGUGAGCGAAGCAGGCAUCACACAGCAAGACCUAGACGAAACUAGGUCGAAGUUCAACCUCCCAGACAUCAGUGACAAUGCCGCCCGGAGAAUCACCUUCAACCAGCGGAGACGCAAGGAGAUCGAUGAAGCCGGCGGCAUCGAGGCCUGGAGCAAGAUCAAGAGCGCCGCACACGACGCGAAGGUAGCAGAAGCAGGUGGCAUCGAAGCCUACAACGCCAACAAGAAAGCCUACAAUGCUGCUCUUAUCGCGGAGGCGGAGACUGCGUCUACCAACGAGGACAUGGAUCCCGAACGAAGGGCAUACCUCGAAACCGCGCUGCUGAAGGCGGAUCUCGCUAUCAAGCAUAGGCUUGCUGGUGGUGAGGAGGAUUAUGUGGAGUCGAUUUUGGAGCUGUACAGCAAUGGAGGUCUGCGCGCGACUGGUGGUGCUGGUGGUCUGAGUGAGAUUUAUCAGGCUGCGGAGCAGGAGAGGAGUGCUGGAGGUGAUGCUUGGGGCGCGCUGGUUAAUGAGAGUAGGAAGGAUGAUGAGAGUCAGCCGCGCACGUAG